AUGUUGAGCUGUCGAGAACUUGCUCCUUUUUCUUGUAGCGUGCCAUUUUUAGCGGCUGCAACAGCAUGGGACCAAACUUAUAUCAAUCUAGGCAAUGUGUUUCUAUCAGAUACGACUGAGAAAGUUUUGACACAGGUCAAGGAUUUGAUUGAUUUCAAUGAACCGAAUAUUAAUCAAGAUCUUCUUGUCGCAAACGUUUCUGAGAAGAUCUAUCAUGAUUAUCGAUUUCUCAUGAAAGAUGUUGAUAAAACGUAUGAACAGAGUGUAAAUGAAGUAUUCAAUCAAUAUAAAAACACAAUAUCAUCACGGGCAGCCAACGGUGAUAUGCCGGAUAAAUGUGUCCACGAGGUUGUACGUGCUGUAGAACAGUUUAAAACUCGUCUUUUAGCUCGCACAGGCAAAACGAUGCGAAGAAAUAUACCUGACCAAGUGAUAAAAUCUGUUCAAGUUGGUUUAGCACGAAAGGGAAUUGAUUUAAACAAAAUCAACGUGACGAAAAAUGAACUUGGACAACUACUGAACGAUUUAUCACAGAAUGAAGAAUUUAACGUGUAUCCUAUCGUCAACGAAGUACAAUCAGCAAUCUUACCGUCGAUUCAAAGUCAAUUUAAACCACAAAAGUUCAAUGAAACAACGUUGCAGGACGAAGCAGAUACGUCUCUCUCUGAUUCGAGUAGCUAUUCCGCUCAUGGUACACGAUCUCGACGAGAUGAAACCAAUCGAAAGCACAAUCGACAUAGCCAAAGAAAGCAAACAUCGAAUACUUCUAUUCAAUUUACUGGUGAAUUCGUUUUUCUUUUCAAAUUCCAUGAAAACAUUUCUCGUCUAGAAUGUACUGAUUAUGAUCCAUAUCGAAAUUAUGCGAAAUACAAAGCAAAACGUUUACAUGAAAAUAAACAAAACGAUGUCUAUUAA
Molecule: messenger RNA, 915 nt
Organism: Adineta ricciae
Lineage: Eukaryota; Metazoa; Rotifera; Eurotatoria; Adinetida; Adinetidae
Source: the annotation of a GenBank genome assembly